Molecule: messenger RNA, 856 nt
Organism: Protobothrops mucrosquamatus (brown spotted pit viper)
Lineage: Eukaryota; Metazoa; Chordata; Lepidosauria; Squamata; Viperidae
Gene: HEBP2
Product: heme binding protein 2
Exons: 5
Coding region: 93-662 (189 amino acids)
Cellular component (GO): cytoplasm
Source: RefSeq, a predicted model, not a curated record
CUGGCAGCUAGAAAUGUUAUGCCCCCAAACUCGGUUGCCCCCUUUGUAAAGUUCUUGCUUGGGGACCAGAGAAGAAGAGGCUAACCGAAAGGAUGUUGAAGACUAUAAAACAAGCCCUUUUUUCUUCUGGCUUGGAGAUGCCUAAAUGGACUGCAUUGCCAAAUCAGGCAUCUGAUUAUGAAAUUCGACAGUAUGAACCUGCCAAAUGGGUGUGUACAUCUCUUAAAACCAUAGACUGGGAUGCAGCCAUAAAUGCUGGCUUCAUGAAGCUCUUUAACUAUAUUAAAGGCAAGAAUGAAAAAGGAACAAAGAUAGCUAUGACAGCUCCAGUGACAUGCUAUGUCCAGCCAGGAGCUGGCCCGUUCUCCGAGUCCAUCACAACAGUUGCCUUUUAUUUGCCAACUCAGUACCAGGCAAACCCACCCAAGCCUUCAGAAGCAGAUGUCUUCAUCGAAACCAAGCCAGCAAUUACAGUCUAUGUCAGAUCAUUUGGGGGAUUUGCUAAAGCUAAAAAAAAUCAAGAAGAAAUACAGGCACUUGCUGAAACUUUAAGGCGGGAUGGAAGAACAUUUCAAGAAAAGAUCUAUUAUACUGCUGGUUAUGACAGUCCAUUUAAAUUGCUGAACAGGCAUAAUGAAGUUUGGCUUAUCAAAAAAUGCUAAACUCUUUCCACAGCAAUACAGAUUAUAAGUAUUAACUUUUAAAUGCUUAAUUGAAAAGGGAGUUUUCCUUAUGUAUAAAAGCUGUGUUCCUGUAUAUUUUCUAACAUAUUUCUUUGCUUUUACCAUUGCCUAAAUUUCUAUGCUGAUAUAAAACUGAUCUUUUUUUGCUAAAAUAUGACUAAUAGAAUAAUGUU